Anarrhichthys ocellatus (wolf-eel) is the source of this 3184-nucleotide messenger RNA. RefSeq names its product solute carrier family 25 member 15a (gene slc25a15a). Gene Ontology annotation, cellular component: mitochondrion. Gene Ontology annotation, molecular function: L-ornithine transmembrane transporter activity. The transcript has 7 exons. Lineage: Eukaryota; Metazoa; Chordata; Actinopteri; Perciformes; Anarhichadidae. Gene Ontology annotation, biological process: mitochondrial L-ornithine transmembrane transport. The record is from RefSeq and is a predicted model, not a curated record. The coding region runs from base 291 to 1214 and encodes 307 amino acids.
UUGUGCGCGUGUGCGUUCCUUUACGCACGGCAGGAGCGACUUGUUGCAAUCCGUCAUUGGAUUUCACAAGACGUUGCGAAGAAUGCGGAAAUUUAGUAUGAAUUUAAACUCGGCAAAAUUUCAUUGACAUGUUCCAUGGUAGGGUCCCCGCGAGCCUGGUCUAGAUUAUUUUGGUGCAACGCGCACACUUGCCUGUAGUGCAUUAUACCUUUUUCAGAGUUUGUGAGGGAGACAAACAAACAUUAAGAGACCAGGGAGUGUAGAGGUUCACAGAAUUUAUAUGAAUCAUCAUGCCUCCACAUCCCAUAAUCCAGGCAGUCAUCGACUUCUUAGCUGGAGCAAUGGGUGGUACAGCUUGUGUGCUGAGCGGUCAGCCGUUUGACACCACAAAGGUUAAGAUGCAGACAUUCCCCACCAUGUACCGCGGCUUCAUCCACUGCUUCACAUCGACCUACAGGCAGGUGGGACUAAGUGGUCUCUACAAAGGAGCGACCCCAGCUCUCAUAGCCAACAUCAGUGAGAACGCUGUGCUCUUCUUGAGUUAUGGUCUCUGCCAGGAUGCUAUCCGCUUUGUGUCCAGGAUGGAUAAAGGGGCUGAUCUCAGUGAUAUCCAGAAGGCAUCGGCGGGGUCUUUAGCCUCCAUCUUCUCCUCCAUGGCGAUAUGUCCAACCGAGCUGGUGAAAUGUCGCAUGCAGGCCAUGCACGAAAUGGAAGCAUCUGGCAAGAUCGCAAGUGGACAGAGAAGCACAGUGUGGACCGUCGUGAAGACAGUGUUGAAGACAAACGGCCCCCUGGGUUUCUACCAAGGACUGACAUCCACCAUGGUCAGGGAGAUACCAGGAUACUUCUGCUUUUUUGGGGCCUAUGAACUGUGUCGGUCUAAAUUUGCGCAGUACAUGGGCACAGACAAGGACAGUAUAGGUGUUCUUCCGCUCAUGUUCAGCGGUGGAUUUGGGGGAGCUUGUCUGUGGUUGAUGGUCUAUCCCAUAGACUGUGUGAAGUCCAGGAUCCAGGUGUACUCUUUGGCUGGGAGGCAAGAGGGCUUCAUGAAGACCUUCAAGGGUAUCGUACGUAAUGAGGGGAUCACUGCUCUGUACUCGGGCCUGACUCCUACCAUGAUACGCACCUUCCCUGCCAACGGAGCCCUCUUCCUGGCCUAUGAGAUGAGUCGCAAGUUUAUGAUGGAGACAGCUGGCAACUGUGGAGCGUCUUGACACUUGAAGAAAGUUUGAUUAGCUGUGACACAUGGUUCUCUGCUGUGCUGGCCACAGUGAUUUGAAAUAAAGUGUUAAUCUCAACAUCCGUAUGUCAAGGGGUGACACUCACCUGUGAAUAUACUUCAUCAUGGUCGAAAGAUGCCUUCGUUUUACCUCGUCACUCAUUUUUCAGUGAGUUUUGCCAGUCAAAUCAUAACAAGAACUCAGAGAGCGGAAUAUAAACGGACAGCUCAACCUGCCCUCUCGGCAGUUUUAAGCAGUUCAGCUCAUCUCCUCAGCUGCACUAACAAUGAUAUUUAAGAAGAUUUCUUUUGACCCUCCUGAAUGCUCACCAUUUUCAACCUGUGGUAAAGUUGCAGAAACUUUCAAUUCACUAUCAUAAAAAAACCUCUUGAAAAUUGGACGGUUAAAGUAAAGCUGCAAAAAUCUAAUUAUAAAAGCAUGUGCAGUGCAAAUGGUUAUGUUGAGACUGAAAACCUCUCUUUUUUGUUUCGUUUUGUUUCGUUUUGUGUUUGCUGAAGCACAUUCUUAGCUGCCUGCCUCACCACAAGUCCUGUUCACACUCAACUGCUGUGUCCACUUGCAGCAGAAAAGACAAUGUUUUGAUGCACAGGAGUUAAAAUCACUUGAAAACCAUAUUCUGUUAAAAGAAAGUGUAUUUUUUGCUGAUUGUAAAUUAUAUCAUAAUAGUAGUUUUUUUAGUUUGAAGCUUGAAAUUUCAAGUAAUAAAUAAUCUUGGACAAGGGUGCGGAAACACUUAAUAAGAGGAAGUUAAUUCUUUGAUUUUGAGAAAAUGUCAGCUGCUCGGAAUUAUGAGCAGUCUUGCAUGGUGGAAUAAACAGUUUUAGACUAAGUACACACGCAUCAUUUUCUUUUUUACAAUUUACAACAAGCCCUGAAACUAACAAAAUGAAAUUUACAAAAGGGCUAAAAUAGCCUGUUGUGUGCAGUGUUGUGAACAACUGCACCGGGAUUCACAUGCACUCAUGUAGUGAGCUGGCAUGUCAUGUGACCAAGUAUCAUGUGACAGUGAAUUAAAGGGACCUCAGUGAAUAAUGAUGGAAACCAGCAGCUCACAUGUCGGUUGUUAGGGCUCCAAAGCUCACACAAUUGUUGUCAUGUUUUCAAACAGGUACGUGUGUUGUUGGGCAAAGUGUCUCAUAACAGAACAGAUCUAUUGAACACUGAAAGCCAAACUGGCUACGAUUGUAGAUCAUAAUGAUGUUAUGCUCGCUGUAAUUAAUCACACAGCAUUUUGAGAGUCAUCAUGUGCUUUAAUUUGUUUGCACACUUACUUGGGUUUAUUUGAUCUCACAUGCAUGUAGUAGUGCAGAGAUGUGGAAACCAUCAUCUCCUCUUUUAGUGGAUUUGUUGGUCAACUCCCAAACCACCAACAUAAAAGCUCAUUUGUGUUGCAUUUCUUUCCUAAACACUGAUCAGUUCAGUGGUUUAGUGAAGGUUUAUGUGUGUUCCAAUAACCAUACCUCCAUUCUAUUAAUAUGCCAGACAAAUAUCUAGUAUGUCCUAAUACAUAGUAUAUCAAAUACAGUUUGCCACAAAUACCAGGAUGUACUGCGUCGGGUCGCAUUUUGCAGCACGCAAACAACUGGUGAUGUCUGAGAUGCCAUAUUUAAUUCUGAGGAGAAAACACUGACUGGACAGAUUGUUUUGUAUCUCCUGUGGGUCUGACUUCAAAGGAGUCAGAUCCAAAUAUCUCAAUCCAGCUUCAAGUCUUUGACCCAACCGCUGCUUCAGCAAUAGAUUCCAAUUCCACGUAUUGAUCAUCUCUCCAUUGUUUGCAGUUUUGUCUUUGUCAUUGCCUCAACAGCAUUUAGAUAUUGACAACUUUGCUUUGAUUCACUUGUGUUUCUGAUGGCACAACAGUGUUCCUUUGACUUUCCUUUGCUCUUCCUCCUGAAUUUAUGAUGAGCCGUGACAAAUUACCUUACAAGGGAUUACGUAGUUAA